AUCUAGAUGGAGUUCUCUUUUAGCUAUGGCAGUGGCGAGUUUUAAAGGCAAGUGAGUCAACUCGCGAACCAUCUUAAUCUGUUUCCGCAGCAUCUUGAAAGAUUCGAGCGGCUCAAACUCCGGUGGUCGGAACAUUUCUACGGUGACCGGAGGAGAGAGCCGUUGGUUGUCUGUCCUUGAGAAACGGAUUCGGAGGAGUGGUAUUGAAUAGAGAGAGAGAAGCAACGAUGAACGCGAACGGAUACAGCAGUGUUGAAAGAGAGUACAUAAGGAAACAUCAUAGGCAAGAGCCGGCGGGGAAUCAAUGCAGUUCGUUUCUGAUCAAGCACAUUAGAGCGCCUGUUCAUCUCGUUUGGUCAUUGGUUCGGAGGUUUGAUGAACCACAGAAGUACAAGCCCUUUGUCAGCCGGUGCAUAGCACAGGGAAACCUUGAGAUUGGUAGUCUUAGAGAAGUUGAUGUCAAAUCAGGCCUUCCUGCCACAACAAGCACGGAAAGGUUAGAACUUCUGGAUGAUGAUGAACAUAUCCUCAGCGUGAAGAUUGUUGGGGGAGAUCACAGACUUAGGAACUACUCCUCUGUCAUAUCUGUCCAUCCAGAAGUAAUUGAUGGACGACCCGGAACUCUGGUUAUUGAAUCAUUUGUGGUAGAUGUGCCUGAAGGAAACACUAAAGAUGAGACCUGCUACUUUGUUGAAGCAUUGAUCAAGUGCAAUCUGAAAUCUCUAGCCGAUGUUUCCGAGAGGCUUGCUUUGCAGGGCAGGACAGAGCCCAUUGAUCAGGUGUAGAAGUCGAGAUGGACGUGGUUGAGACUUGAGACCAUAUUCUCUUACGAUGAGGCCGAUCUUGGAGCUUUUGAAUAUACGCACUUCGGAGGCAGACUGGUUAUAGCUGCUCUUCCAUAUUCCAGAUGCAUUCAACACUUCUUUCAUUUGUUAUGUUGCUUAGAUUUAAGGUCACACGCCACUGUCGUUGUUUGAGGACCACAGGGUUUGUAAUGGUUUUAUAGACCAUCCAAGUGAAUGAGAGAAGUUGAAAUGUAUCGAUUUCCACUUUUUUUUCAAGAGUUCUGAAAUUAAUAUUUGUCAA
Messenger RNA from Ipomoea nil (Japanese morning glory), 1086 nucleotides. Its product is annotated as abscisic acid receptor PYL8-like. Gene Ontology annotation, biological process: abscisic acid-activated signaling pathway. The transcript has 3 exons. Gene Ontology annotation, cellular component: nucleus; cytoplasm. Bases 228 to 785 code for a protein of 185 amino acids. The record is from RefSeq and is a predicted model, not a curated record. Gene Ontology annotation, molecular function: protein phosphatase inhibitor activity; signaling receptor activity; abscisic acid binding. NCBI's taxonomy places the organism in Eukaryota, Viridiplantae, Streptophyta, Magnoliopsida, Solanales, Convolvulaceae.